This is a messenger RNA of Aedes albopictus (Asian tiger mosquito), 2335 nucleotides long. RefSeq lists its product as uncharacterized. Gene Ontology annotation, molecular function: cysteine-type endopeptidase activity. The transcript has 6 exons. Gene Ontology annotation, biological process: proteolysis. NCBI's taxonomy places the organism in Eukaryota, Metazoa, Arthropoda, Insecta, Diptera, Culicidae. The record is from RefSeq and is a predicted model, not a curated record. The coding region runs from base 145 to 2175 and encodes 676 amino acids.
UUUGAUAACAUACUAUCGAACAGGCGGAAAUCGCACACAUAAGUCGACGCCAGUUGCAAGGUACCCUUCGUCAUCGCUGGUCAUCGUAACCUCAAGUCGAAUCGAGCAGCUGAUUCUCAGCUCAGCAAACUCAGCGAGAACGCCAUGGCCGAGGACGGAAACAUGCGAGCUCGCCUGAAAUACGACCAAGUCGACGCCGAAGGGAACCUCAGCCAAUCGGACAGUGAUUGUGAAGACGUCCAUCCCGUUGAAAGCGGAAGUAUCGACGAGAGACCGAUGCCGAAAGGAUUCACAAACCUGGACCCACCGAAUGAUACUAUCGGCGAUGUCUACCCGAUGAACGGAGCGAAACGCGGGAAAGUGGUGAUCUUCAAUCAGGUCAAUUUCAAAGCUGGCGAGGAUUUGAAACGAAAGGGAUCGGACAAAGACGUGGAGCGAUUACACAAAGUGUUGCCAAAACUAGGAUUUAUAGAGGAUGAUAUUAAAGAUUACAAGGACUCCACGUAUACUAAGAUGCAGAGUGUUGCAGACGAGCUGAAACAUGACGAAGAUCUGAAGCAAGCGGAUUGUUUGAUGGUGUUCAUACUGACGCACGGUGAGCAGGGAGACAUGUUGAUGGCUCAAGACUGUACGUACAAUUUGUAUGAAUUCUUGGAGAACUUCACCCCGAAGUCGCUGAAAUCGAUGGCUGGAAAGCCGAAGUUGUUCAUAAUCCAAGCAUGCCGCGGUACAAAGCAGGAUCGCGGAAUACAGCUGAAAUUUAAACCGAUCCAAGCCGACUGCGUUAAUAAUGAUGUCAACUCGCAGUCGACAAAUUAUGUUUAUCGCGAGCUUCCCGAUCUGCUGCUAGUGAUGAGCUCCCAUUACGGCCACUACUCUUUUCGGUGUACUACAACCGGGAGCUGGUUGAUUCAAGAAUUUUGCAACGUACUCGAGAGCUAUGAAUCACUGGAAACAACUUCCAUCUACGAUGUUCUGACGGAAACGAUCAGUGCUGUGUCGAGGAAAACCAGCAAUGCCAGAAAGAAAUUUAACAAGAAGAAACAAAUUCCCAGUUUCUACUCGACGUUAACCAAGAUGUUGUAUUUUGAUACUCCGAAAAUUGAUAACGAAGGGGCUGUCCAAAUGCAAUCGCACAAGUUCAAUGCUACGCAGUCGAUAUUAGUCGUCGUAGGGAACACAUUGUCGGCCACUGAUCGUCACAAUCUGAAAUUGAACCGUACCGUUGAUAGUUGGUCGAACUCAACGAACACCAUGGCCGAGGACGGAAAUAUUGAUCGCCUGGACGCUACAGGAAACCCUGACCAGUUCUCCGACAGUGUCUGUACAGAUUCUAAUCCCGCCGAAAGCCGUAGUUCCGCUGGAACCUUGAAGCCGAAAACAUCGAUAGACACAGCGAACGGUCCGAAUGCUAAGGCCUACUCAAUGGACGGUCCAAAACGCGGGAAAGUGCUGAUUUUCAAUCAGGUCACUUUUAAAGAUCCCAUUUAUGACGAACGAGAAGGAACGGAAAAAGACGUGGAACGAUUGUACGAGGUUUUGCCACGACUAGGAUUUUUGAAGGAAGAUAUUGUGUUGUACAAAGAUUACAGUAAGGGUAAAAUCAAGAAAGCUAUCCGGAAGUUGAAUAGUGACGAAGAUCUGAAGCAAGCGGAUUGUUUGAUGGUGGUCAUACUGACGUACAAUGAAGACGAAGACAAGUUGAUGGCUCAAAACGGUUCGUACAAUAUGUACAGGUUCGUGAAAAAAUUCACUUCAACAUCGCUAAAAUCGAUGGCUGGAAAGCCGAAAUUGUUCAUGAUCCAAGCGUGCAGCAACAAAAAGCUACGUACCGGAGUACAGCCGAGAACAGACAGCGCUAGGGAUGUCGUUGACUUACUGGCGGAGAAUUUCACGUAUCCAAUUUUUGCCGAUCUGUUGCUAGCGAUGAGUUCUAUUCAAGGUCAAUACUCUGUCCGCGAUGACACCGGAAGCUGGUUCAUUCAAGAGUUUUGCAACGUCAUCGAGAGCUGCAAAACGCUCGAGACGACUUCCAUCUAUGAGAUUUUAACGCGAACCAACAUGGCCGUUUCGAAGCGGGUCAACAAAGCCGAUGAGGAUGAGUCUCCGAAGAAACAAAUUCCCUGCUUCUACUCGACGCUGUCCAAGAAGCUGUAUUUUGGCUCGGCAAAAUAAUUUAUGCUUGAACUCCGCUAAGUGAAUCUAUUAUUUUAUUAAGUUAGAUGAGUGUUUUUGAAUAUAUAUUCUGUCACUGAAGUACGAGCUGAACGAACAAGUAAUGCAGACAAUAAAACAAAUGUUUUUUUAUGAUGAAGAUCAUACAAGCAUAGAUAAA